This is a messenger RNA of Lachancea meyersii CBS 8951, 1398 nucleotides long. NCBI's taxonomy places the organism in Eukaryota, Fungi, Ascomycota, Saccharomycetes, Saccharomycetales, Saccharomycetaceae. The record is from the annotation of a GenBank genome assembly.
AUGUCCUUGGUCUAUGACUACAGUUCUGAUUCAGACCCAGAGGGACUCUCAUCAUCAGGAAAAACGUCCUUCGAGCAAGGGAAGUCAGAAUUUGUACCUACUGCUAACGGUGAGCCUGACAGCGAAGGAUCGAAGAGGCACGGGAAACAGGAUGAGCUAAAUUAUAAAUCAAAACGACCAAAACGCUCCAAGAGGAAAGGAAAAGGGCCAUGGGCAUCAUGGUCCUCGUCUGAUGAGGAAGAGGAGGAGACUGGAAAUAUCAGUGGCAAGCCUGUAAAAUUUGAUUCCGACCGUUCUCAACCAGGUUAUAGAGAAAAUGAGUUUGAUUUGAAAAAUGAUAAUGAUGUCGAAACAGUUCAGGAGAGUAGUCAGUUUUAUGGAGAAUCAUUGGUGGACUACCAGGGACGCUCUUUUCUUAAACCGCCUCUGGAGGAAAAUGUGAAUUUCACCAAAGAGCCUCUUUCCUUCCGUACUUUCUUGCCAAAAAAGCUUCUUCAUAGGUAUGCUGGUCAUGGAAGCGGUACAAACGUGGUACGGAUGCUGCCAAAAAGCGGGCAUCUAUUUUUGUCUGGGGGUAAUGACAACAUUCUAAGGCUUUGGGACAUGUACCACGAACGCCAGUUACUGCGAGACUAUAAGGGACACUCCAGAGGUAUUCGAGACGCUAAUUUUAAUGAUGACGGAACCGAUUUUGUCAGUGUGUCUUUUGACCAGCAAAUGAAAAUAUGGGAUACAGAGACUGGAACCAUCAAGCAUCGUUACAGCUUCUCAAGCACGCCGAAUUGUGCGGAGUACCGCCCAAAUAAUUCAAAUGAGCUGAUUGUGGGAUUAUCAAAUAGUGAAAUUAGGCAUUAUGAUCUGCGUGUCUCACACAAGCAGGGCUUAGUUCAAACUUACGACCACCACUUGUCAUCGAUCAUCGCUCUAAAGUAUUUCCCCGACGGUUCUAAACUCAUCAGUUCGUCAGAGGAUAAAACCAUGCGCAUCUGGGAAAAUCAGGUCAACAUUCCCAUCAAACAAAUAAGCGAUACUGCUCAAUAUUCAAUGCCCUACGUCGCGAUUCAUCCCGCGAACAAUUAUUUUGCUGCCCAAAGCAUGGACAACGCCAUUUACACAUUUUCCAUGAAACCUAAAUACAAAAGACACCCUAAGAAGAAGUUUGAAGGGCACAAGUGCGCAGGUUAUGGUAUUGGGUUUACGCUCUCGCCUGAUGGUCGGUACAUUUGUUCAGGGGACACGGGAGGCCAAAUUUUCAUAUGGGACUGGAAAACCACACAUUUGUUGAAGCAGCUUGAAGUCCCGGACAAAAAACCUAUUUCUACGUUAGCGUGGUCACCGCAGGAGACUAGUAAAUUAGUGUGCGCGGGCAAUGGUGGAUACAUUUAUUUAUAUGACUGA